Messenger RNA from Drosophila persimilis, 3076 nucleotides. It is a transcript of the gene Rgk3, whose product is annotated as GTP-binding protein RAD. Gene Ontology annotation, molecular function: calcium channel regulator activity; GTP binding; GTPase activity. Gene Ontology annotation, cellular component: plasma membrane. Lineage: Eukaryota; Metazoa; Arthropoda; Insecta; Diptera; Drosophilidae. Gene Ontology annotation, biological process: negative regulation of high voltage-gated calcium channel activity. The record is from RefSeq and is a predicted model, not a curated record. The coding region runs from base 570 to 2030 and encodes 486 amino acids. The transcript is spliced from 10 exons.
AAGUGUGCCGCCCUUUUUUAUACAAAUUAUCGAUCAAAUACAUAAGUUCCCCGACGUCAGAACCAUAUCGCGAGAGCAUAAACUCUUCUAAUUGUGGGGUUUUUAGUUUGGCGAUUGCUCGGAUGGAUGUGCCCAUAAUAUUGACCAACAAAGCGAGGACGUUGCCAUUUGCAGCUCAUUAAAGGACACGGACGCGGCGGCAGCAGGGGCAUACGUCGGUGGAGGUGUUGACUGGGGAAAGAAAGAGCACCACAAACAAAUCAAACAAUAAUCACCACAAAACCAACCACAACCAUCCAAAUCUCAGAUUAUGAGACAUGCAACAGAAAAAAAUAAACAUCAAGAACAUCAGAACAUCAGAACAUCAGACCAUCAAGACCAACAAGCAGAACCACAGCACGAACCACCACGAAAUGCUUAGAGCACGAAAAUAGAAAAUUCUAGAUUUGGCAAAUUAGGAUUUCAUUUCACGAAAGCGAUUCGAGGCGAAGCAAAGAGGCAGCCGCACACAGAAUUUCCCCAGAGAAAAGCCACCGGGGAGCCACGAACAAUAGCCACAAAACGCCAAGAUGGUGGACGACAUCUCCCCCAUGCACCAUCGCAUGCAGAAGAAGACGCGCAGCGCCUCCAUUUGCGCCACGGGGGCCAGCAUUGAGACGGUCAUCCAUGGCCUGCCCUCCGCCUCCGGCAGUGCCACGCCGGAGGGCGGCACGCCCGGCUACCGCCGACGCCGGCCGGCCACACGCUCCCAGAGCGCUCGCAUCACCUCGGGUGCCAGAUCGGUUCGCCAGCGCACCAAGGCCCAGCAGCAGCAGCAGCAACAGCAGCAUACGCUCCAGGAGACGCGAUCCUACUGCAACAGCGAGCCGCGUCUCAGCGAGACGGAGACGCCACCGCAGCGACGGAAGCUCUCGCAACGUCGGCCACAGCCACACGGACACAGAAAAUCGAACGCCUUCCUGGACGUCCCCACCAUGAACAUGCAUCACCUGCGCGUCAACGAUGACGACGAGGAUGUGGACAGACUGCGCACAUUCAGCGCAUCCAAAGGAGGCAUCAUUAAUCGCGGCGACUCGUUCCGACGUCGACGGUCGCGCAGUAACAGCCUGGCUCCGGCCAGCCCCAUGCACGCCCGCAACGGUGUCGGCGGCCUGGGCGGCAACACGGGCGGCGGCAGCAGCCAGGGCCUGGGCUCCGGCUACAACGGCGGAGGCAGCAGCAGCAACGGAUUCGGGCACGGACAGAACGCCCAGGAAAACCACCAGCCGGUGGAGUUCUAUCGCGUGGAGAUGCUUGGAUCGGCGGGCGUGGGCAAGCAGGCCCUGGUCUCACAGUUCCGCACCUCGGACUGCAUCAACGCCUACGAUGGACCAGAGUGCGAUGAGGGCGAACAGAACAUCUCCAUCAUCUUGAAUGGCACCGAGUCGGAGCUCAAGUUCCUCACUGGCAGCCCGGAGAGCAAGGACGAACUGGAAGAGGCGGAUGCGUUUCUAGUGGUCUACUCUUGCAUUGACAAGGAGUCCUUCACGAGGGCUAAGCAGAUUCUAUCGCGACUGCAGGACAUGGACCUGCACCGCCACCGCCCCAUCAUUCUGGUGGCCAACAAAAUUGAUUUGGCCCGCUCACGCGCCGUCUCUGCGCAGGAUGGCAAAUGUCUGGCCUGUGCGUUCGGAGCCAAGUUUAUCGAGGUCUCGGUGGGCAUCAAUCACAAUUGCGACGAGCUGCUGGCCGGGGCCCUCACCCAGAUACGGCUCAAGAAGGACCAGAACAUGUUGCAGCUGAAUCCGAAAAAGUCAAAAGAUAAAUCUAAAAUAAAAGAUAACAAGACCGUAGAGACUCUAGAAACUGAUAAAUUUCUGACUGAUCUUAAUGCCGACGAUGGGGGCCAUCGGGACGGCAGCUCUCCGGCGCACUGGUACAAGAGCCGCAGCGUGAUGCUGGCCAGCAUGAAGGCCCGACAGAUGCUCACCUGGAUACUGGGCAAGGAGGACUCCAAGUUCAAGCACUGCGAGAAUCUUCAAGUGCUGUAAGCCCGAGGGAAAACCAAACAAAAAUCGAUGUUAGUCUAUGUGUUAACUGUAUCGAUAUAUGAAUAUGUGUGUAAUCCAAGCCCAAAGCAGAAGGCUUCAGCAUCCAAUAUGUAAACAGGUUUCGAUAGUUCGAAGCAGGCAAACCACCCUCUCUGUCCCGCCCCCUGCCUCUGACCAGAUACAAGCCACAAUUCGCAUUAGCAAUUUACAAUUUCCGAUGCAUAACCUAAGCCUGAUAAUCAAAAAAUUAAAUCAAAUUUAAUGCUAAUCAAAAUCGAAAUCAAAAUCAAAGGACCGGCAAUGGAGAUAGAAGAUUAACCAAAGCAACUUAAUGGAACCAAGCGAAGCAGCAACCAAAAAACAACAAAAUACUUACUACUUACACACUAUAUGUACUUAACUAGCAACUUUAGUAAAUUUUCUAAGCUAUGAGCAUGUUAGAGGGGAUAUGUAUUUUUCAGAGCUGACUAGCAGAGAUGUACUAUUUACAAGGAGUACGUGAAUACGAUGAGGGGAAAGUGCUCCGCAAACCAAAAUUUAAAUAGCUAUGAAUGUUAAGCGAAUGCUUUCUAUAGGAUUUGAGUUUCUACUUUUUAAGGGGAGUCUUACAGGGUCGCGAUGAGCGCUUGAAAUGAUUAUAUAUAUAAUACGAGUAGUAACCAUUUAUGGGUGUCCAUCAUAUAUAGAUAUAGAAUUCAAUAUUCUUUGUGUCUUCCUUAGUCAAAUAUGUGUGUGUCUGUAAGUAUCUAUGUGUUAGGGAUUCAAAUAUGUACGAGUAUGUAUGUAUAUCCUCCCUGAAAAUGCAUUGCAAUGUAUGGAAUUUGAAUGUCAUCCACUGAGACAGUAAAUCUUGUAAAUGUGCUCGAUGUGGAAGCAUGGAGAAAAAAAAACUACAAUAAUAAUAUUACCAUUACAUAAUGGAAGCUAAAGAGAUCUGUGUGUGUGUGUGUAAAUAUGCUUAAUCACGUGUGGAUAUUGGCAUAGGUUCUACCAUGUAUAAAGUAUAAACUAUAAUAAAGAAAUAUUUAAAUGUUUAACAAUAUAAA